Paramecium octaurelia is the source of this 719-nucleotide messenger RNA. The record is from the annotation of a GenBank genome assembly. Lineage: Eukaryota; Ciliophora; Oligohymenophorea; Peniculida; Parameciidae.
CAAUGCCUAAGCCGAUUGGAGUAAAAUCUCAUAACAUGUUUCUAGGACAUUCCAAUGAGUGUAGAAUAGCAAAUACAUAUCAUCAAUGGUGGGUUACUAAAGUGUGAAGACAUGCAUGAUGGAUCAUGCUUGGUUGAUGCUGUACUAAGGUUUGUAAAAAUUUGGAAUAAUUCAUACAAAUAUUAUAUUCCAAUUCAUUUAAUCCCCCUCCUAUUAUUUUAACGAAAGAAAUUAAAAUAGAAGUAAUAUUUUAUAGCAUAAUAUUAAUAGUCCAGGCAAGACAUUAAAGCAAUUUUUAUUGGAAUUUUGUGGUUCUUUAUUUUUUGUUGCAGGCUACAUAUCUGCUUGUAAAUACGUUUUUUGUGUGCUGAGAACAUUGGAAUUCAACAAUAGUAAUCAUUAAAUUAAAUUAACCAAGGAAUAUCCUUAAGUUUUUCUGGAUUGUUUUCAGGGGUUUUUCUUUUUGGAGAAAAAUUAAAUAGAAGAGCUGAAAUAACUAUCUUUUUAGCCCCAAAAUUCUUAGAAACAGUUUGGCAUAUGUUACAGAAAAGAAAUUUGGUGAUGAAAAUUGAUUACUGGGAAUAUUUUGUUUUUGGAAUUGCUAUGGGAAUAAUAAACUAUUAUUAUAUCAAUAAUGUAAAAUAUAAUUUUUAAUCUUAAUUUAGCCUAACCAAAUUAAAUACUCUUAUUUGUAAGUAUUCAAAAAAAUAUGGAAUUGA